AUGUCGGCUGCCCGCAAGUGUCGGCUGCCCGCAAAUGUCGGCAAAUUUCCAAAAUAUCGCAGUAAUAUUUCCACCUCCACCCUGUUACCCUCAGGUGCCGAUUGCCCGCAAAUGUCGGCUGCCCGCAAGUGUCGGUUGCCCGCAAGUGUCCCAGGCUGCCCGCAAGUGUCUCAGCUGCCCGCAAAUGUUUCAGCUGCCCGCAAAUGUGACCCCUCAAAUUUUGCCCGCAAAGUGGUUGCCCGCAAAAAAUUUGCCCGCAAACUGGUUGCCCGCAAAGUGGUUGCCCGCAAGCGUCGCGACGCCAAGAUGUCAAGGGCGUUAUAA
Bursaphelenchus xylophilus (pine wood nematode) is the source of this 324-nucleotide messenger RNA. The record is from the annotation of a GenBank genome assembly. Lineage: Eukaryota; Metazoa; Nematoda; Chromadorea; Rhabditida; Aphelenchoididae.